CUUGGCGAGCGCCAGUCAAGAUUACGCUCUGGUCGCGACCGGUCGUAAAGUGUUCUGCUCUUUUAAAUUCGGAAAUUCUGGCGGUUUUUUUUUUUCUUCUAGUAAACCGUACCGCACGAUAUCGAUCCAUGUGUGUGGUGUUCCCCGUCCCCUCGAGAAAUGAGUUACUUACGUGAGGUGUAAAUUGUUGGUCUCCGGAUGGUUCCACGGGGUGGAGUGAAGGAAGGGGGGGUUCGAGUUUUAUUUUUGUAUAUCCAAUGUUUGCCAAUGUUCCCGGUCUGAAUUUUUGGCGAGUGCCCUCAGAGUGGAAGGAACGGACCCUGUCAUUAGCAAGGAAUUUUAAUCUGUUGUGUGCUAAGGACGAGUGUACUGCAACUUUGUUGCAGUGUGAAAUGUGCGGUAAACAUCCCUGUCACGUUAAUGAGUAGCUCAUCUAUUGCGAAGAAAAAUGACAAUCGUUGCGGUCAGAUAACGCUUUGGUUGGUGUUGAAUUGUGGGAAAGUGCUUCUGGCAAAUGUUCAAAACCAACAUAAGUGAAAGACCCCCCACAUUAAAAAAACGGCACACAUUAUUGUAAACAAGAGCAGGCGUCGUUUUUCUGAGUGGCAAUCAUUUGUAAAACAACAACUCAACUCAACCACCAAAUUUGAAGAUGUUGAAAGCAGACAACAACCCAUCAAGAUAGGAAAAGAAAAAACAGUUAAAAGAGAAAUGUAUUAAUUAGCCGAACUUAACCUGAAAUUCGACAGCCACCAUCGAUCGGCGGUUGCCUCGAAUCAAUGAAAUUGAAAAACCCCUUUCGAUUCGAUUCGACUUGAUAGUGGCAGCGCAUACACAUGACCAUUGAAAAGUCAAUCAGCAGGGUCAGCUGCAUCGUGAUGUGUCAGUGGGAGUGAUUUCGGCUAUUUCCAUUUGGGUGUUUGGUUUUAUUUUUGUUGUUUCGUCACUGUCAUUCACGCGAUUUGGUCUCGUGCGCUUGGUCCAAAGUCCAAAGCAAAACCCUUUGCCAAGUUCUAGGAGCUGACUGCUACUGUUGAAUUGCAUAACAACGUCUUCGCUGCUGAUCUAAACUGGUGAAGCGUUGUGCAGCUCCUGUACUCCUGAAAAAUGGCUUCGUUCGGCGUUUGGAACUAUGUUGUGUUCAUUGGCAUGUUGCUGGUAUCAGCUGGAAUCGGUGUUUAUUAUCGGUUCUCGGGUGGCAAGCAGAAAACCACCACGGAAUACCUGCUUGCCGAUCGGAACAUGUCCAUCUGGCCGGUGUCGUUCAGUCUGAUGGCCAGCUUCAUGUCCGCCAUCACGUUGCUCGGCGUCUCGAACGAAAACUACCAAUUCGGAACGCAGUUCGUGGUGAUCAACUUUUCGUACGGGUUGGCCACCCCGAUCGCUGCCUAUCUGUUUCUGCCAGUAUUCUUUAAGCUGCAAGCCUGUAGUGCCUAUCAGUAUCUGGAGCUUCGGUUUGGCAAGAAGACCCGGCUGAUGGCUUCGCUAGCGUACUCGCUUCAGAUGAUCUUGUACAUGGGAAUUGCCGUAUACGCUCCAGCUUUGGCUCUGGAAGCCGUCACCGGGCUGGACCAAACCUAUUCCAUCUUGGUGAUUGGAAUUGUGUGCACCUUCUACUCGACCAUCGGUGGAAUGAAGGCUGUCCUGUUUACGGACGUGUUCCAGUCGAUUCUGAUGUUUGCGGCCAUCUAUGCCGUUAUAAUUUGUGCGGCAGUUAAGGCCGGAGGACUCGGGCCCAUUUGGGAAGCAGCCGAACGAGGUGGACGGUUGGAACUUUGGAAUUUCAAUCCGGAUCCCACAACUCGGCACACCUGGUGGUCUCUGGUAAUAGGAGGAAUGUUCACUUACUUAUCGCUAUACGCAGUAAAUCAAACCCAGGUUCAGCGACUUCAAACCGUUAAAGAUCUGAAAUCGGCCCAAAAAGCUCUGUGGCUUAACUGGCCGAUCCUGUCGCUACUAAGUUUGAGCACAUCCUUCAGUGGCCUGGCGCUGUACUAUUUCUACAGUACCUGUGACCCGUUGAAGCAGGGUCGUAUCAAGGUUCGCGAUCAAACCAUGCCACUAUUUGUGGUGGAUGCCAUGAGUGAUCUACCCGGAUUACCUGGCCUGUUUGUAUCCGGAAUAUUCUCGGCCAGUUUAUCAUCCGUAUCGGCGGCCUUAAACUCUCUGGCCGCAGUCACGUUGGAAGAUUACCUCAAACCCCUGUAUGCCAAGAUCAAGAAACGACCUCUGCCGGAUAUGCAGUCCAGUCUACCGACAAAAAUUAUGGCCUUUCUCUACGGCAUAAUCUGUUUGGCGGUAGCCUUCCUAGCACAAUUUAUGGGUGGAGUGCUGCAAGCCUCGUUGACUAUUUUUGGCGUUAUCGGAGGACCACUUUUCGCUCUAUUUUCUAUGGGAAUGUUCACUAAACUGGCCAAUCAGAGGGGUGUCAUGACUGGACUUACGAUAGGUAUUUCGUUUUCCCUCUGGGUGGGCUUUGGCCAGCCAAGGCCCCCACUGAAGAUGUUAGACUUCUCUGUCGAGGAUUGCGACCAAUUUGGCGGUUUCAACAGCACCAAUAUGUCUCCGAUGGCGAUGGCCCAACGAGCAGAACGGCCGGAUUCCGACUACUUCUACCUGUACCGGUUAUCCUACCUUUGGUCGGUAGUCUUGGGUUACAUUGUAACCUUCGUGAUAGGUUACACGGUCAGUGCCCUCCUACACUAUACUGGACACAGCGGCACGGAACGGAUAUACCUGGACAACGACAAGCUGUACAUCAACACCGAUCUGUUUUCCCCACCGGUGGCCAAACGCAUGAAGCGAUCGCUGGCCAGGCACAUAGAAAAUGGAGGAGAAAUCGAAAUUACCAAACGAAACGUUUUCGGCAAAUCAGACUUCAGUCAUCUAUGAUGGCUGACACACGAUUCAUCUAACCAUCCUUAAGACUACUACUUAAUAUAUAGCAGAGUUGCCCGUUGCCUGUUGUUCAUCUAGCUCAAUAACAUAAGAUCAUCUCCAGAAAUCCUCAAGUACCUUGAACGUGAUCGAGAAGCUAUCAAAUUAGAGAGAACGAUGAAAAACAGUUAAUCAUCCUUAAAGUAUUCUAUAGACACCGAUUGGCUGAGAUGUGUGACUCCGUACCAGUUUUUACGGAAAAUACGUUAAAUUAGUUCCUCCUCUGAACAGGAAACUACUUCAAUCCAACGCAUCGGAACGAGCACAAAAAUUGUGAAACAAAUGGCAUUUUGAGAUGUUUAAAAAAAAGUGAAAAAAACCAAACCGUACGUACGUCUUCCAGCAACUUAGAAUGAAGCUAAAACAAUAAUUAGGUACUAACUAGGUUAUAAAGAAAAGUAGCAGAAGGUAUAGCACACGCUACAAACGCAAGUGAGACCGUCAUUACUUAAUGAGUUUUUAAGGGCAACGUAAUCCCCGCGUGCUUCAAUUUAUGUUUUAAUUCGUAAUUUAAUAGUUAUUACAAUGUUAAACGUGUGCUUUUUAGGGAGAACUAAGUUUCUACUUUAUUAAGAUUAUUUUAUUGUACAUUCGAUGAAGAGAGAUAUAAUAUUAAAAUGCAGGGUUGUCGUAUAAGAACGAUUAUAAUAAAUCGAAUAGGUGUACCUAUAAGUAGAAAUGUGUAUGAUCAAUCAA
Molecule: messenger RNA, 3633 nt
Organism: Uranotaenia lowii
Lineage: Eukaryota; Metazoa; Arthropoda; Insecta; Diptera; Culicidae
Product: putative sodium-dependent multivitamin transporter
Exons: 7
Coding region: 1108-2892 (594 amino acids)
Biological process (GO): transmembrane transport; sodium ion transport
Cellular component (GO): membrane
Molecular function (GO): symporter activity
Source: RefSeq, a predicted model, not a curated record